AUGCUCCUCAGAUUCCGACCGUUCAAAGGGAGGAGCUACGUGCAUCUACAGGAUCAGAACCUCUCCCUUCUGUUCAAAGUUCCAGAUUCCGACAUCGAGCAUAUCGAAUCACCUGAUAUUGAAACCACCAAGUCGCCUGGACAUUCUCCUUCUUCUGAAUCCUCUGCAACGGUCCCCCCCUCUAUAGUUUCUCAUUCAGAUGCCUCCGCCUCCGUAGGUUCACCUUCCGCCUCCCUUCCUCCCCCAAUCGCAACCCCGACAUCCGUACUCGACGCCAUAGCCGAGCCGCUUCGCGCGGGGUUGGAGGCGGUGCACAGGGAUAUGCAGUCUGCCGGCCAGUCGGAGCUAAGGCGGUCCAAUGUGGACCGAUGCAAGCUCGUCGUGCGGCUGGGGAAGCUGCUGUUUGGGCCGCCGUUCGGAUCGCCAGAGGAUCUCCUCCCCAGCCUGCCGCCCUUCACAGCGGGUGCACUGGAGUCGGUCUUUAACCGCCUGCCAGGCAGCACCUCCCUGCCAGGCAGCACCUCCCUGCAGGUGCAGCGCCUGCCAGCCAAGAUGCACCGGUCGCUGGAAACAGGCAUGCCUGAGCCGCUAUUUCAAGCUGUGGAGAGCAUUGCCAUGGCGGGGGACGGGGCGAGCACAUGCAUGAGAGAGACAUACCACAUCCGGGUACGUGUCAUGUGCCAGCCAUGCCACAUAGCCUUCCCCUCCUCCUUCCACUCAUCCGCUGCUGCACUGCAUUGCAUGGCACCCCUCUUCAGGAAAUUCUGGCUCCCUCAUUCCCUGCCAAAUUUGUUUCCUUCCCCUCCCCUUUUCCCGUCCCUUCCCCUUCACACGCAGGAGGCCACUCGAUCCGUGUGUGAGAGCAUAGCAUCGACAGCAAUCAUUGAGGACACCAGAAAGGGCGGCCUGCACUGGCCUGUCGCCGUUGACUUCCACGUCGGCAUGACGGAUGAUCCGUCACACCAGUUCCAAGUGACAAGCGUGCGGCAUCAGAAGCGGCUGCGCGUGCAGUCAGGCGGGCAGGUGUGGAAGCUGUCGCGAGUGAACGGGGUUGAUUAUGACCAUGGGGGAGGGCGCCUCACCAAUGAAGCAGAGUUCUCCCUGCUGGCCUGGCGAGAUGCUAUGAAGGCAAAACAGGAGGCAAGUGACAGCACAGCCACGUCUUCGUCUCCUUCCUCGCUACCCAGCAAGCCCCUGCCUACAAGCUACUCAGCAGCAUCUUGCUUUGACUCGAGCUUACAGCAGGCAGCACCACAGUGGACUCCAGACAGUAUUCUUGCUGAUUGCCCCGCCCUCAUACACUGGCUGCAGGAGCACAUGCCGUAG
This is a messenger RNA of Closterium sp. Naga37s-1, 1326 nucleotides long. The record is from the annotation of a GenBank genome assembly. NCBI's taxonomy places the organism in Eukaryota, Viridiplantae, Streptophyta, Zygnematophyceae, Desmidiales, Closteriaceae.